This is a messenger RNA of Pezoporus occidentalis (night parrot), 4550 nucleotides long. It is a transcript of the gene NECAB2, whose product is annotated as N-terminal EF-hand calcium binding protein 2. The record is from RefSeq and is a predicted model, not a curated record. NCBI's taxonomy places the organism in Eukaryota, Metazoa, Chordata, Aves, Psittaciformes, Psittacidae. The coding region runs from base 2927 to 3874 and encodes 315 amino acids. The transcript is spliced from 12 exons. Gene Ontology annotation, molecular function: calcium ion binding. Gene Ontology annotation, cellular component: cytoplasm. Gene Ontology annotation, biological process: regulation of amyloid precursor protein biosynthetic process.
ACAAACAAAAAAAAGGAGAAAGAAAGACUUGCAUUUUUUUUUCUUUUAUUGUGCUGGUGAGUCCUUGUAGUCAGGGCUGAUGUGUUUUAAAUAAACACACUUGUGGGUGCGGCAGGACUGUCUGUGCAAGCCUAAACUGAGGCAUCUCUGGUUAUGCAAUUAAUGUACAAAUGUACUGCUUCUACUUUUUGCUUUGGUGAAGGACUUCUGAGAUGUCAGAGCAUGUUCAUUGUGAGGUUUUCUUCUUAAAAGAAGGGUACCUUCUUAAAAAAUCACAUUUUUCAUAUAUCAUCUGGAUUGAAAUUUUUUCUGUAAAAUAAUUUUGUGAACCCUUUUGGUUGCUCGCUUUCUUUAGCCACUCUUCUGUCUAUGAGCACAGGACUAAAUCUAGCUAUAUCUUCACAGAAUCAUAGAAUGGUUUGGGUUGGAAGAGACUUCAAAGCUCAUCCAGUUCCAACCCCCUGCCAUGGGCAGGGACACCUUCCACUAGACCAGGUUGCUCCAGGCCCUGUCAAACCCAGCCUUGAACACUGCCAGGGAUGGGGCAGCCACAGCUUCUCUGGGCAAUCUGUGCCAGGGCCUCAGCACCCUCACAGGGAAGAACUUCUUACUAAUGUCUAAUGUAGAUCUCCUCUCUGUCGGUUUAAAGCCAUUCCUGCUUGUCUUGUCAAUGACCACUAUUUAAAAGGUCUACAGAGCAUUAUGAUUUAUUGCAAAUCUGAGGACUGCCUAAGUUUUAUCUUUGCAAGGACUUUAGGAAGCUGUCAGACUGUUGCAGACUGUGGUGGCUUAAAUCAACCUGCUUUAUUUGUGAAAUACAGAUAUUUGUGGGCAGGCCAGGAGCCAGUGCGCCAUUGCUAACUGACAGCUCCUGAGGCUGUGCUAAACUGCUUGUAAUUGAGGAGCACUUGGAGGAAUGGCUUCUAGCAGAAGAGAUUUCAAGCUGGAACCAAGCCUGGAGACUCCAGGGAAAAAACAUCUGAAUUCCAGGGCUCUGAAGCAAGCUGCAAGGGUGGAAGCAAGCUCAUGAUUAGAGAGUGGCUAAGUGGGGAGUAAGAAAAUGGAGCGCAAAUUUAUUUGCUGUUGUUGGCUGGAUCCUGCCUUCUGCCAGAGCCUAGAAAGCUGUGUGGAUCUGCUGUCCAAGAAGAGUUUUCUUUGCUGUCAUUAGGGACCAAGCCCUAAAGGCCAGGACAAAACCUGGAUCAUCUGCUGUGCAGCUUGGAGACAGAGAGAUUCUGGUCUGGUGAGGGAAGGAAAAAAAUCCUAUGGUAUUUCUGCCUUUGGCAGCAUGACUGUGCCUUUCUGCCCUAUACGGGCAUGCACAUUACAAAGGUUGGCUCAGAGAAGUAGGACUCACUAAUGCAUUGAUUUACAGGAGCCUGUUUGAGGAGAGGCAGAGCAAGCAGCUCCCAUGAACUUUCUGUGAAGGAAGCAGCAUGGAUUUUGUUUUCCAGCCCAAUUUUUGCUGGUUGCAUUCACUUCUUGGAAGCACUGUUGACAGUUCAGCUUGAUUUUACAGCUACGCUGCAGCAAGCUGGAAUCGACGGAAAAGAGGGGAAUCCUGAGCCAGGCAGCACACAUGCACAGGCAGCAUGGCUCUGCUCCACAACCGGCACCACUGCCAGCUGAGAAACCUGGUUUGGAAGGUGAAAGCACUAUUUAUUUAAGAUAUUUACACCGCAGCUGAAUUUCCACAUCUUGGUCUCACUGUAAGUGAAGGGGCUGGUGAAAUAACUGCAGGAACCACCUUUACCAGCUGGGACACAGCUGCAAAUUGCUGUGGUCCCCAAGCCAAGCCAGGGUGUUUGAUUACAGCCCAGCUAUCUCCGGGCGUAAACAGAGCUGGUCUGGCCACAAUGUUAGAUCAGGGUCAGAGCAGAGGGGGGCUGCUUGGUGAAAUAGCGGCCAACUGGAAGCUGGGAAUUAGAAGGAGGUUCAACAGAGGUUGUGAGCAUGUAAGGUUACUGCUGAUGACAAAAUGUGGAUUUGGGGAUAUUACAUUGGGUAAGUCUCCAACUUUGAGUUGUGCCAUUAUAGCCCACUGAACCUUUUGCCAGAGAGGCAAACUUUAACCAGAGGACAAGCAAAGGGCAGGAUGAAAUAAUUCCUUUAAUGGCAAAGAAAUAGAAAAUGAGGAGAGCUGUGCUUUUUUUAUGAGACCACAGACACAGUUUCAGGCCUAAAACAUUCAUUCUUUUUGAGAGCCGGUCCAGAGGAGCAAACGUCAUUUGCAACUUGGCAUUAAUACCCAAAUUAUCCAGUAUUACGGUAACUCCGAGUCAGCAGAGGUCUUGGAGGCAUAGAUAGCUUUCAGAGCUAAUAAACUGGCCAACAGACCUUUCAACUGAAAAGGCCAGGGAACUUGUACAUCAGAAAAAAAUUCCUUGGUGUUUUUCUGGGGUAAUAAAUGGACUUUUCAGUUUAAACAUUUAACAAAACCAAGUAAAUGACGAAGUGGUGGGAUGCCUAAUGCGGAUGCCUCAGUGGCUGCAGUGCCAGGAGCACCGUAGGCUGUGCCAGAUUCAGCCUGCCCUCACAAGUCAUCCUGCCUGGGGACCAAAGGGGACACAGGAGCUGUAUGGCCUUGGCCAGGAGGAAACAGAUACAUGUGAUGGGCAUCGUGACAUGGUUUAUCUUCCCAAGCUGCGACGGCUGCUGCAAAAAUGGUGAAUGAACAAUGAGUCAAGUUACACAAAAUUAACUUGGCAGUGUCAUUUCUAAGCAAAUCUGAACUAAUGGGAAGUCUAUGCCAUGUAAAUACCUUGCACUAUGCAGCUUAGUUUUCUUUGUCUUCUUUUUUUUUAAAUCUGGUUGCUGGGAUGCCAGUGCUGGAUUUACUGUUUUAUCCAACAGCAGCCUGGGAAAAGAAGCAGCAGCUGCACACGCUUACGUGUCAUGGCUCAGGGCUAGAAGGAUUUCAUAGCCCAUGCUUUGCAGAUUUUCAGAAGAGCUGACAAAAAUGAUGAUGGGAAGCUGUCCAUGGAGGAGUUCCAAGCCUUUUUUUCUGAUGGGACACUCAAUGAAGAAGAACUUGAGAAGCUCUUUCAUACCAUUGACUCAGACAACACCAAACUAUUUUGCUGACCAUAUGGGAGACUAUGAAGAUGUCUUGGCCUCACUGGAGAUGCUGAACCUCUCCAUCCUGAAGGCAAUGGACUACACCAAACGGGUGUACGAGAGUGGCAGCAAUGUGGACCAGUUUGUGACCCGCUUCCUGCUGAAGGAGACGGCUAACCAGACCCAGUCACUGCUGAGCUCUGUGGAGAGUGCCGUGGAUGCCAUUGAUGAGCAAACCAAUCCUGCCAGGCACUACCCCAGCAAGACAGGCCAUGGUCUGAUGGAGACCUGGUACGACAGCCCUGUGCCCAGCUACUCUCCCACCAGCUGGAUGGUCCCCAGGGAGCAGGGGAAGACCUUCCAGAGUGGUUCCCCUGACACCAAGGUGGAGGGCCUGGAGAGGCAGAUCAACAGGCUGGCUGAGCUGAUUGGCAAGCUGGAGGACAAGACCCUCUGGUUUGACCUGCACCAGCGGCUGUCAGACAGUGAGAGCACGGCUUGCACGUACCUCCUCCUGGUGCGGGAUGAGAUGACGGUGUCACACAAGCACCUGAGUGAGUUCUGCAGCUCCUUGAAGCAAUACCUGAAGAGCGUGGCCGGGGAGCGGGACUGCUUCCAUGUCACUGCCGUGAAGCUGCCCGAUGGGGUCACCUUCAUCGUCUAUGAGUUCUGGGAGACUGAGGAGGAUUGGAAGAGGCACCUGCAGAGUGCCACCUGCAAGGGCUUCCAGCACGUCAAGGUGGACACGCUGAGCCAGCCUGAGGCCAUCUCCAGUGUGGCUGUGCCAGCUGCCUGGUGCACCUUGAGCCGAGAGUGACCGCUGGUGCCAGCCCUGCUGUGGGGUGGCUGUGACCCCUGUGUGGGUCAGUGUGACCUGUCUGCAGUGAAGGAAACCCCAAUGUGUGUUCCCAGCACCCCAUAGGGUCCCCUCUGCCCCAGCUACCCCAUCACCUGUAUCACCUCUUUCUGGAGUGGGGUGGGCUGCGGGGGAUUUCCCCCCACGGGGUUUGAGGAGUGGCUUCCCAGUGCACAGGUGGGCAGGGAGCGGCAGCUGGUGGUAAGGAACAGGGAGUGGGAGCAGGAGGCUGAAGGCCCCCUGGGAGGUAAUCUGAGGUCCCUGCUAGUCCCCAGGGGAGCAGGCUGUGCCUGUAGGGAUAGGGACCCUUGAGGAGUGCGGGGAGGUGGUCAGGGUGGUGGUGAAGGGGGUGCCCCUUAGUCCUGUGAGGUGUGGGUAGUCCCAGGGGGUUUCCUUCAUGGUGGCAGUGGGUGCCUUGCAGAUGUGGGGAUAGAUGCCCCCCUUCCUGGGGUCUGUACUUCUGUCUGUGUGUCUGUCUGUGCACGUGAGGAGCUCGCUGCUCAUCCUGCCCCCAGCCCACCUUGUCUGGGGGUCCUUUGGAGGGGUGUGUGGCACAGGGCCCUCACCAAUUCCCUCUCCUGUCUUUAUUAGCCUCUGUAUAAUGGGGAUGGUCAUGCCAAAUAAAAUCGUGAUGAGA